AUGACAGAAUCCUUUUACCACAGCGCUGCAGACUUCUUCUCAUCGACUACUAUGAGCGAACAGGUUAUGAGCCCAAACGGGUCGUCUGACGACAACUACACGGCACAGGCGUCGCCGACUACCAGUCACGCAAGGGCUGCGUCGGAGCCUGCCGUGGUCGUACCAUCGCACGCUCACGCAAGGAGAGCGGACAACGAUGCGCUGGAGAAGGUUCUCAAGUUGCUAAACGGCAUGGACGAGCGCGUUAAGUAG
Messenger RNA from Peronospora matthiolae, 252 nucleotides. The record is from the annotation of a GenBank genome assembly. Lineage: Eukaryota; Oomycota; Peronosporomycetes; Peronosporales; Peronosporaceae.